AAUGAUGCGACAGCUGAACAAAUUAGUUUGCUUACAACUAUUUAUAAUUCAGUGACAUCUAACGAUACGAAUAAAUUAACUAUUACAGAUUUGAAGUCCAUUUUUAAUAAACUUGAUCUGGUAAAAAAGGAUGAGGAAUAUGAUGUUAUGAUGAAAUUCCUUGAUUCUGAUAACGACAAUAAAACAGGACUUGACAAAUUUUUGAAACUAUUCACAUUAAAUAGUCAAAAAGAAAAACCGAAAAAAAUUGCUAAUCGUAGUGUAAUAGAUAAGAGUCUGUUUAAAUUUUAUUCAAAUGGACAGAAUUACAUCUAUGCUAAGGAUUUUAAUAAAUUUUUAAGUUCAAUGACAAAAGAAGAUAGAUUAAAUUAUCCUAUUGAGUAUUUACAAGCUAUUAUAAAAUCCAUAAACGAAAAAGAAAAGCAUCGUAUUUCUUAUAAUGACUUUUGUAAUACGAUUGGUGUUUCAUUCAGAAACAAAAAAAAUGAUGGUUGAAUAAAUGUUCCCAAAGAUAUUUAUUAAAUACUAUUACUUUUUAUUACAAUUAUUAUUAAUAUUUUAUAAUAUUCUCUAUACAUUCUUUUUAUCAAAUAUAUUGAGUAUCAGUUAGGAUUUGUUUAAUCAAAUAAAAAAAAUACAUGCACCUUUUGUAGUUAUUAUUAUUUAUCUAUUUUAGCUUCCAUGCGAAGCUGAGAAGGUAUCAAUUUCACUGUAAUGUGUUUUUUUCUCUUGUGUCUGUUCGUGCGUCAUGUCCUCAACGUUGUGGCUUUGACAACGGGAAGACGACUCAACGGAUCAUUUGCGGUGGGUCGUCUUCGACCGCACGGAAAUUGCUGGAACUUUGCACCGCACCAUAUGUCACGAGGUGUUGGCCAGUCAAAUACUCAUAGUAGGGCGACGGCUGAUAAAAGUGGCACGAGUCGUGGGGCAUCGUGUAUCAUGAAGCGACCCUGGACCGUGUCACCCUAUAAAUAUUUAUACGCACAAAUUCUUAGUUAGUAGCAAUGCCAAUUUAAUUAAUUAGUACAAGAUAUUUAAAAAAAUGCAUAUUCUUAAUAUAUUUGUGUUA
This is a messenger RNA of Daktulosphaira vitifoliae (grape phylloxera), 1069 nucleotides long. RefSeq lists its product as uncharacterized. The record is from RefSeq and is a predicted model, not a curated record. Lineage: Eukaryota; Metazoa; Arthropoda; Insecta; Hemiptera; Phylloxeridae.